UAAGCCUUUCACCUCUUUCUCUCUCUAGAAACUCCGUUACCGUUUUCUUUGUGGAUUUUGCAACUGAAAGCUGCUGCUUCUUCUUCUUCUUCUUCUUCUUCUUCUCUCUGUUUUCUUUCAAUCAAUUACCGUAUCAUUCUCUAUCUCUUUUCUACUUCUUUCACUGUGUGAAAACUGUGAAACGAAACGACGCUGUUUUGCUUCAUGGUGUGCGUUUCUCUCUGAGCUUGUGGUGAAUCCGGCGAUGAUUGAGCUAACUCUACGUCUAGUGUUUGAUUUUGCUUUUUUAUCUGUGAAUUGGUUUGCUCAAUUUUUAAGAAAUGUUUGAUUGGAACGACGAAGAGCUUGCUAAUAUAAUAUGGGAUGAGGGAGGUGAGGGCGAUGAUCAUAUUGUGCCGUUUCCAGAGGCAAGUGAAGAUCUUAAAAACAAGAAAGAAGUGAAUCAGGAACCAGCUGUGUGUAAGCUUAACAAGCGGAAGCAACCCGAGACGCAAACUGAUUUUGAUGGAAAACUAGGAAGCAGUUCGAACCUUGACAAUAAUGGAGGACAACUUGCCUCAGGAUAUGUGGCAAACUCAUGCUCUGACUUGUCUUUAUCAAGUGCAGCUAAAAUUGAUCAGGAUUCUCCGUGUACUGAACUUUCUAAAUAUCGAGGUGAACUUAGCAAACUCGGUACAUCAAGAGAAGAGAUCACACAGAAUGGAAGGGAUGCUGAAUUUUAUCAAAAUGCCGACGAAGGUAAAGAACAGGGUGAUUUUGCUGAUUAUGACUGGGCUAACAUAGGAAGUUUUGAUGACCUUGAUAGGAUUUUCAGCAAUGAUGACCCUAUAUUUGGCCAUGCAAGUCUUGAUAAUUCUGAUGACCUCUGGUCUGCUAAAGAUGUGAGUAGCAAUCAAGCAUCUGUACCAUUGAACACACCAAGUCCCACUGAUGCUUUAAGGAAUAGAUCAGGGCCUUUGGAAAUCAAAGAAGAACAUGUUCACUGUAGUGAUCAAUCAUUUUCCCUUGACUACGAAAAGAUUUCUGGUCCUGCUUAUCAGAGUAUAGAAAAUUCACACACAAUCACUGAUAAUGUGGAAUGUGCUGGAGAUAGAAGUAAGCCUACUGGACACGAGCAGCAGAGUUUUAGCCAAAAGAAUCAGUUGAAAACACGGAAAAAGUCAAAGAUAAAACAAGAGGGGAAAGAUUUGCAGGAUUUUUAUGGUAAUUGGUCUUCUUCAGCAACAUCGGCAAGACAAUUUGAGAGUCAAUUGACACCUUCUGUGCUACAAUCUUCUCCCUCUUCAAUUCUUGGGCAACCAAAGCAACUCCGAGGACCUGAAACACUAUAUCAGAACAUCAUAAAUCCAUAUGUGGCACCUUCGUUUUAUGGUAACCUCCCUGCUAUGCCAAUGCUAACACAGUUUCAGUCAGGAAAUCUUAGGCAUCAGCAUGUGUUCUCUGGGUAUGAAACAUCUUCUGGUCCGUUGAGUCCUUUGAAAAGUUAUGCGGGCUCAGCCGUGCCUCAAACUAUGACUCCUCAGGAAAAAAUUGAAAAAUUGAGGCGGCGGCAGCAAAUGCAGGCAAUGCUUGCUAUUCAGAAACAACAGCAAGUACUGGGCCACCAAGUUCCUUGCACUAGUAAAUCCGUCGCUCAAAAAUGCCACCCACAAAUUCAAAGUCAUUCUAGUGAUGGGACUGAUCCUAAAAUUGAAGAUCUUGGUACUCUUCCUCUAAUCGAACAAGAUGAUUCUAAUACAAUAUCUCUUGCAACUGAUGAUGAUUUUGUUGAAGAAACCAUAUUGUGCAGGCUUCAGGAUGUUAUAUCAAAGUUAGAUGUCACAACAAGACUCUGCAUCAGAGAUAGCUUGUUCCGGCUGGCACAAAGUGCAACGCAACGGCAUUAUGCUAUUGACACUAGCAGUACAAACAAAAAUAACAAAGAAUAUGAUGUUUUUGCAAGAGAAGAAAGCAGUAGCCAAAACAGAUAUGCCAGGAUGCCUGAUGUUGAAACAGAGACGAAUUCCAUUGAUCGAACUGUCGCCCGUUUACUCUUUCAUAGACCUGUGGAGUUAACAGGAAAUUAUUCUGACAAACUGGAGUCACACAUUUCAACUGAGGUGCAAUGUGAAAGCAAAGCCGCUAACCAAGUGAACCUUCCGGUGAGGUGCUUACAAGAGGAGAACUUGAGAAGUAAUCAACAACUUUCUCACAUUGGGUUAGAGGAUCCUUGUCCAUCUUUUGAGGUCCAACCUAUGGAUCAGACUAAGAACAGUCUCAGCAUAUGUACUUCAGAAAAUGCAUCUAACCCACAGGAGCUUGAAGCCUCGCAAUGAAGAAAGAUGUUCUGCAGAACACGAAGGGUGACUAAAGGGGGAGUUUACUCGGUCUGUCUCCUCGUUUUCCAUUGAUUCCAUUUCAAGUCAAUACUUGGCAUGAUUUUGGAGGUACAUUGAGGGCAUUUCCGAUAAUUUGAUCCACAGCCUAUGAAAUUAAUAGGGAUAUUUAAUCCAUAAAUAGUAUAUGAUUAUGGUUGAAGUUGAUGCUGCGUUUUCUGUGUGACCUUGAAGACUCUGUCAAUAGUUGAUGGACGAUGACAAUGAAAGCCGUGAGGAGAAUGGUCAAGAGUUUGGAACAUAAUUUUUAUUAGGAAAUAGGAAAAUGUAAGUAAACUGUGAACAUGGAUGACGGGUGUGAGUGUAUUAUUAAUACCUCUUUGCAUUAGGUAUCAAAAUUGGUAUACUUAAACUUUUACCUCAGCCUUUGAAUCAUGGUAUAUUAUCCUCCUAAGAUUUUAGAUAACUUGGACUUUCAUUAACAUGUA
Molecule: messenger RNA, 2803 nt
Organism: Medicago truncatula (barrel medic)
Lineage: Eukaryota; Viridiplantae; Streptophyta; Magnoliopsida; Fabales; Fabaceae
Product: protein LNK2
Exons: 8
Coding region: 321-2315 (664 amino acids)
Biological process (GO): regulation of DNA-templated transcription; circadian rhythm
Source: RefSeq, a predicted model, not a curated record